UUCAAACCGGAAGUCGACCGACGAGCGUUUCUACCAUAUUCUCUCCGUUUAGCUCGUUCCCUCCCGAGAGAAACGAUGUUGUCGAUAUUCAAGUCCAUUCCCUCGCACAUGGAUUAUAAAGGCCAGAAACUGGCUGAGCAGAUCUUCCAAGGAAUAAUCCUCAUCUCAGCGGUGAUCGGCUUCGUGUACGGUCUGGUCAUCGAGCAGUUUGGCUGGACCGUGUACAUCGUCCUGGCCGGCUUCGUGAUCUCCUGUGUGCUGACGCUGCCGCCGUGGCCCAUGUACCGGCAGAACCCUCUGAGCUGGCAGCCCGCGGUGCCGGAGAGCGGCGGGGAGGCGGUCCAGAAACCUCAGGAGAGUCUCAAGAAGAAGAAACACAAAUAACCGCCGUCUGCUGGUUUCAGUGCGGUGAAGACGGCCAAAUAAACUUCUGAUCUGUUUCAUUUUUA
Molecule: messenger RNA, 449 nt
Organism: Pseudoliparis swirei
Lineage: Eukaryota; Metazoa; Chordata; Actinopteri; Perciformes; Liparidae
Gene: spcs1
Product: signal peptidase complex subunit 1
Exons: 4
Coding region: 76-384 (102 amino acids)
Biological process (GO): protein targeting to ER
Cellular component (GO): signal peptidase complex; endoplasmic reticulum membrane
Source: RefSeq, a predicted model, not a curated record